AUGGAGUCCAACAGGAUUUCACCCGAAAUUCUGUUCGGAAUACCGAUGUUAGGACUUGGCACAUGGAGGGCCGUUUCUUGUGCGAUUGAACACGGUUAUCGCCACAUUGAUUGUGCUUAUUUGUACUCCAAUGAAAAAGAGAUUGGCGAUGUAUUGGAGGUCUUAUUUAUCUCCAAUCGGAUUAAACGUGAUGAACUAUUCAUCACAUCCAAGCUAUGGUCAACUUUCUUUCGACCGGAUCUCGUUGAGAAAUGUUGCUUGGAGAGCCUUCAUAAUCUCAAGUUGACGUAUCUUGAUUUAUACUUGAUGCAUUCCCCAAUGGCUUUACAAGUUAGCUUGGUUUCGUAUCGUCCAAACAAUGCCAAAGUCAAAGUUUUAUUAUGGGCUAUGGAAUCUCUGGUAGAUAAGGGUUUGGUAAAAUGCAUCGGCCUCUCCAACUUCAACCGCAGACAAAUUAACGAAAUAUGGCAUCAUUCGCGGAUAAAACCGACCAAUCUGCAAAUUGAGGCGCACGCUAACUUCACAAAUACGGAGUUAGUCGCAUAUGUGCAAUUCUUGGGGAUGAGCGUAACGGCGUACGCUCCAUUGGGAUCUCCCGGGCUUCCUCUCGACGGUGGGAGAAGUCUUUGGACGGCCACCACCCACCCAAGCUGGGCAGCCGCCAGCCAAUAA
Messenger RNA from Echinostoma caproni, 672 nucleotides. NCBI's taxonomy places the organism in Eukaryota, Metazoa, Platyhelminthes, Trematoda, Plagiorchiida, Echinostomatidae. The record is from the annotation of a GenBank genome assembly.